AUGGGCAACUCGCAGGAGAGGCCGUCUGAGACGAUCGACCGCGAGCGGAAGCGCCUGGUGGAGACGCUGCAGGCGGACUCGGGGCUGCUGCUGGACGCGCUAGUGGCGCGGGGCGUGCUCACCGGGCCCGAGUACGAGGCGCUGGACGCGCUGCCCGACGCGGAGCGCAGGGUGCGCCGCCUGCUGCUGCUGGUGCAGGGCAAGGGCGAGGCCGCCUGCCAGGAGCUGCUGCGCUGCGCCCAGCGCACCGUGCGCGCGCCCGACCCCGCCUGGGACUGGCAGCACGUGGGCCCCGGCUACCGGGAUCGCAGCUACGACCCUCCUUGCCCAGGCCACUGGACGCCGGAGGCAGCCGACUCCCGGACCCCGUGCCCUGGCCUGCCCGGACCUUCCCACAGUGAGGAGCCCGGGGGGCCUGAGGGCUCCGAGGCAGGGCAAUCCGGAACCAUCGAGGAGCCCCAAACAGAGUUAGAAGCUGAGGCCUCCGAAGGGGCUGAAGAACCCGAGUUGGAUUCGCAAACGGAUCCGGAACCAGAGGCAGAAGCAGAACCUGAACUGGAACCAGAAACCGAGCCGGAGCCGGAGCCAGAACCAGAACCAGAGCCAGAUGCAGAGCCAGAGCCCGAGCCCGAGCCGGAGCCGGAGCCAGACUAUGAGGCCGAGGAUGCAUCUGAAGAUUCCUGA
Messenger RNA from Pipistrellus nathusii (Nathusius's pipistrelle), 684 nucleotides. Lineage: Eukaryota; Metazoa; Chordata; Mammalia; Chiroptera; Vespertilionidae. The record is from the annotation of a GenBank genome assembly.